GUCAGGGGUUGUUGUGAUUUGGAUGUGCACCAAUCGCAGCAGUGUUGUGACUGUUUCACAAGCGGUAGCAUCACAGAUUUUUGACGUGCAGUUUAAUUAGAGGUGUAGAGGUUGGGCCACAGGGGUAUAGGCGCAGGACACAGAGGACACUGUAGCUGACAUGUUCUUUCUCCAAGCCAUGUGAGGCGUGAGCCGACGUGAACGCAGAGGCGAGCGCAUCGCUGAAUCCAUGGAUACGGCCACCGACGAGCCUGCAGACAACUCGAUGCUGAUUCGUGCGGCGGCCGACUCCGCCACCCAGCUCAUCGUGGGGCGCGGGCCGCCCACUUCCACCGACGGGGACGACUCCGAGGAUCCGCUCGUCGAGAUGGCGCGCCUGGACCCCGUCAUGGCCACGAGCUUCGUCAAGAGCGCCAUGCUCAUGGGCGGGCUCAGCAGCGGCCUGGUCGCGGUGGUCUCUGGGGCGCUCCUCGCAGCGUGCUGGUCCUCUUGGGCCCUGUGCGAGCGACCCCUGCGCUGGUGGCUGCUCGUGAACUGCCUGCUGCAGCUCGUCCAGGUAAGCCCUUGGGUCGUUCGCUUGCUAAUGAGGGUCAGCCUUGUGAGGAGCAGAAACAGGUAAGCUCGAUUCCUUGAAGUUGCCGUGCUCAGGGCCGUGCCUGUCUCAACACAUGUCUCUCCCGUGGUUGAGCUCCUUUGGGAACACGACCCCCUGGCUAGUGUUCCUCUCAGCAAGUCUCCAGCUACCUCCAGCAAUUCCGCCCCCGUGCCAGCGCAGCAUUCUGGGUGGCAGCUACUUGCCUGCUGGGGGCUCUUGG
Messenger RNA from Prorocentrum cordatum, 815 nucleotides. The record is from the annotation of a GenBank genome assembly. NCBI's taxonomy places the organism in Eukaryota, Dinophyceae, Prorocentrales, Prorocentraceae.